Molecule: messenger RNA, 1009 nt
Organism: Nannochloropsis gaditana CCMP526
Gene: THOC5
Product: THO complex subunit 5
Exons: 1
Biological process (GO): mRNA export from nucleus; positive regulation of DNA-templated transcription, elongation
Cellular component (GO): THO complex part of transcription export complex
Molecular function (GO): mRNA binding
Source: RefSeq, a predicted model, not a curated record
CAGGAUACUGUCCCUGCUCUUCGCCGUCAUCUCACCGUCAUCCGCCUGGAGGCCUGGGGCUCAGCUUGUUCAUCCGGCAGUGCCGCGACUCGAGGCAUGACGGGGAAGACGACUCUGCGGGCCGUCCACGAGGAUUUGGUCGAGCUGGUGCACCGCUUGAAAGGUACCUUGGGGGACCAAAACAGUCCUGUCCCCGGAAAAGAUGAAAUGCAAGAGCUUAUCACAGAAGCGGCAGUAACACUCAUCGAGUACAAGAGUAUGGCUAGAGAGAGCGCCAUGGCUGUCGGGGGGUGCCGGACAGAGAUGCAAUCCAAGAAGAAGGAAGUCGAUGACCGGCACCUUCAGCUUCAAAAUUUGAUGUAUGAAAAAGAUCAUUUGCAACGGACCAUUCAAAGUUUGCGCGAUUUUCCCAUGGCGGAACUGACCAAGAUCGAGGAGGACGAGGGCGCACCCCUCCUUCCGGGGUUGACAGAGGGCGGCCAGGUUCGUCUCCUGCCCGUGGAAGAGCACCGGCUCAGCUUGGAACGCCUGCAAGAGGAGAAGGGGGCUCGCAUUCAAUUGCACGAAGAGCACGUGGCUGCCCAGACGAAACGUGCGGCUUUGUCGAGGGAGGUCGACGAGCUGCGCGCCAUGCUGGGUACCUCCCUGCCGCGCCAGAUCGAGGAGCUCGACGCCCUCUGCACCGGCAUCCACGAGCGCAUCCCAGGACUCUCGAUCGCGGCACCCUUCGGCGGCUUCCCGCCAGAGCAGGUGCAGGCCCUCCCCAGGCCGAUGUACGUGUUGCUGGGUAGGCUCCAGGCCUACCGGCAGGCCCAGGACCCGGCGGCCCGCCGGACGCGGGUCGAAGUCUUCCCCUGCGGCGACGAACAGGCUCCUCUCCCCCAAUGUGUGGCUGCGUUGGGCACGGAAGCCGCGCGGCUAAAGGCCAAACGCGCGCAAUUGGGGCCCUCAGCCUCGUCGCCGAGCACGUCGGGGGAGGGGGAGGGCGCGGAGGAGGAGGGCGGGUCUC